GCAUAUGUCAAUCCUUUGUAUUGUACUCGAUUGUACUCAAGUUAUUGUAGGUUAUGUUUUUAUUAUUCACUCCAUAAUUCCAUUUCAACGCAGUGUCUGAUGAAAAGUUGUGCAAUUAUAACUCACACCCGAACAACUCUCCAAAAAAUCAAUGUGAAUGUGGUCGCUGCCUUUUAAAGCUUUGCAGAAGUGUAAGAUGUCUCAUAAAACAUUAAUAGACUUCGUGGUGAAAUACCACACACCACGUUUGUUGAAUAACGUUGUAUUCUUCCCGAGCAAUGGAAACUCAUAUUUUGGCCGAAGAUUAAUGGUGCCUCUGUCUUCAUCAACACCUAAGGUACAAUCGCCGAGGAAUUUCAGUACAAGUUCACCAAAAAUCAAUGAAGUGCAACUGAACCAGAAACCGAAAAAAACAGAGGGAAGUUUCCAGCUAAUGUUCACAUGCAAGAAAUGCAACACAAGAAACUCAAAGUUUAUUUCAAAAUUAGCUUAUUACAAAGGAGUUGUUAUUGUGAUUUGCGAAGGCUGCGAAAACAAACAUUUGAUUGCUGAUAAUCUGAACUGGUUCACUGAUAUGAAUGGCAAGAAAAACAUUGAAGAUAUCAUGGCUGAAAAAGGAGAAACGGUACAGAAGAUAAUGUCAUCAGACCUGGAAUUUAUUGCUAUGGAAGUGGCCAAAAGUUUGGGGAAGGAUGAAGAAAAAUUACUGUUAAAAGAUGAAAAGUGAUGGAAAUAUACUUGUUUAAGUUUGUGCUAGUUAUUUAUUUUUAGUUUACUUAAUUACUUAUAGAAUAUUUUGUAGAAAACAAUGUAGAUUAACAAGUAAUUAAUUUACUGUUCCCUGUGCCAAUUGCACAAAUAGCAAUGUUUUCAAUUUGAAUAUUUAAUGUAGUGUAAGAAUACUGAACUACUCGAAAAUAGCGCGGAUUUAUUGAAUGGAAAUUAUAAUAGACAUAGCCCAUUAAGAAAUGUGUAUUAUAAUGUUUCAUUGUAGCAAAAUAGAUGUAGUUGAAGAAUUCAACUGUAAAACCAUUCAAUGCAUAUUUGACAGUAUUCUACAAAAUUAAUGUAAUUUUUAUCAUUAAAAGCUGAGAAAGCUAUUCCACAUAAAUUGUAAGACAAAUAGGAAAUAAAACAUAAUAAAAUUAAAA
This is a messenger RNA of Helicoverpa zea (corn earworm), 1151 nucleotides long. RefSeq names its product DNL-type zinc finger protein-like. The transcript has a single exon. The coding region runs from base 158 to 727 and encodes 189 amino acids. Gene Ontology annotation, molecular function: zinc ion binding; protein-folding chaperone binding. Gene Ontology annotation, biological process: protein import into mitochondrial matrix; protein folding; protein stabilization. Lineage: Eukaryota; Metazoa; Arthropoda; Insecta; Lepidoptera; Noctuidae. Gene Ontology annotation, cellular component: mitochondrion. The record is from RefSeq and is a predicted model, not a curated record.